This is a messenger RNA of Arctia plantaginis, 351 nucleotides long. The record is from the annotation of a GenBank genome assembly. Lineage: Eukaryota; Metazoa; Arthropoda; Insecta; Lepidoptera; Erebidae.
AUGGUGAAGCGACAUGUCACUAUAUCGUGUGAGUGGUCCGUUGUGAGCAACAGAGCUGCUCUUGUCCCAGCGCGCCUCGGCGGCACUGACGAGACAGUACACAUUCUCUGUCCGAAGCAGAACAAUACUGUCUGUAGUCUGUUGAUAACGGUGUUGUUGGCGGACGUAAUGCCUUGUUUAAUAACAAACGCGUUACUAGCGCUGGUCAUUACAACGAUUCAUAAUCUAAACAAUCAAAAUGCAAUUAGUAAAUCCGGGUCGACCAAGGCGCACAUUAGCCGCGCCGCUACGCACUGCUCGUGGAAUUCCUCUUUUGUGUUUUCUACAAUCACUGCACCUUAUGAUUUAUGA